Trachymyrmex septentrionalis is the source of this 1161-nucleotide messenger RNA. Its product is annotated as odorant receptor 85b-like. Gene Ontology annotation, molecular function: odorant binding; olfactory receptor activity. The transcript is spliced from 6 exons. Bases 1 to 1161 code for a protein of 386 amino acids. Lineage: Eukaryota; Metazoa; Arthropoda; Insecta; Hymenoptera; Formicidae. The record is from RefSeq and is a predicted model, not a curated record. Gene Ontology annotation, cellular component: plasma membrane. Gene Ontology annotation, biological process: detection of chemical stimulus involved in sensory perception of smell; sensory perception of smell.
AUGAUACCUACGAGCACUGUUGACAAUUUGAUGGAAUUUACUUUACGGAUGAUCGGCGUUUGGCCACAUUCGUCAUACAGAUUCUUAAUGCGCAUCAUUUGGACGACGACGAUGACCACCUGGCAGUUCUUACAGUACUGGCAUCUCUUCACUCAUAUCGGUUCCGAUACUCUACCAAAUCUCAUGGAUUCUUUGAGUCUGUGUUUGUCGAACAGCUUAUUGUUUCUAAAAAUGAGCCUCCUUUGGCUGAACGGACGUAUUAUUUAUGACAUGCUUGCGAGGAUUGUCGAAGACUGGAAUGAGUGUUCCUCUAAUCACUCAAAAAUGCAGCUGAUGAUAAGCAAAGCGAUUUUGUCUCAUCGAAUUUCAAAAUACAGCAUUGGUACAUAUACUGUCGUGUUACUUUUGUUUGGGGCAGGUAACAUGAUCGUUCAAAAGACUAUGGGUUCUGAGCAACUUGUCGAAGAGAAGCAGCUUAUUGUCAAAAUGAAAUUGCCGUCUGAAUUUGAUGCGUCGCCGAUUUAUGAAAUUGUUGUGGUCACGCAAUUUUUUGUGCAAUUCACAUUGGCACUUUUAGCGGGAAUGUUGAAUGCUCUUAUUGUAACGUUAAUACUUCAUGUUGCCGGUCAAAUUGACAUAAUAUGUCACGAAUUGUUGGAAAUUCCUGUAGCCGAGAACAAAUACGACUCGCAUAUAAUCUUAUUGAGAUCUAUCGUGAGUAGACAUCAAAGGAUUAUUGCCUUCGCAGACAGUAUUGAGGAUGUGUUCUGUUAUAUGGCGUUGAUGCAAUUUCUCUUAAACACAUUCGUUAUUUGCUUCCUCGGAUUCGUAAUUGUAACUUCGUUUGGCACUCAUGAUGGAAAUAUUCUGAUGGUAAAGAUUAUACCUUAUUAUGCCGUCGUGAAUUUAGAAGCUUUUAUACUUUGCUUCAGUGGCGAAUAUCUCACUUCCAAGAGCAAGUCUAUAAAUCGGGCGGCAUAUGAUUCAUUUUGGUACAAGUUAAAACCUAAGCAAAGUAAGAUCUUGUUGUUAUUGAUAAUGAGAUCGCAGAAGGAAUUGACAAUGACAGCCGGAAAAUUCGUAGAUUUAUCUCUGGAGGGUUUUACAAGCAUUCUGAAGGCAUCUGCAUCUUAUAUAUCAGUGCUACAUGCUAUGUAUUAA